This is a messenger RNA of Microtus oregoni (creeping vole), 4372 nucleotides long. Its product is annotated as THO complex subunit 2. Gene Ontology annotation, cellular component: THO complex part of transcription export complex. NCBI's taxonomy places the organism in Eukaryota, Metazoa, Chordata, Mammalia, Rodentia, Cricetidae. Gene Ontology annotation, molecular function: mRNA binding. The transcript has 32 exons. Gene Ontology annotation, biological process: mRNA processing; mRNA export from nucleus. The coding region runs from base 6 to 4295 and encodes 1429 amino acids. The record is from RefSeq and is a predicted model, not a curated record.
GGAAGAUGGCGGCCGCAACUGUGCUGGUUCCCGCAGAGUGGAUAAAGAACUGGGAGAAAUCAGGGAGAGGCGAAUUUUUACAUUUAUGCCGGAUCCUCAGUGAAAACAAAAGCCACGACAGUUCGACCUAUAGAGAUUUUCAACAAGCUCUCUAUGAGUUGUCAUAUCACGUCAUUAAAGGAAAUUUAAAGCAUGAACAGGCAUCUAGCAUUCUUAAUGACAUUAGUGAAUUUCGUGAGGAUAUGCCUUCUAUUCUUGCUGAUGUAUUCUGCAUAUUAGAUAUUGAGACAAAUUGUUUAGAAGAAAAAAGCAAGAGAGACUAUUUUACACAAUUGGUAUUAGCAUGUUUGUAUUUAGUUUCAGACACAGUUCUGAAGGAACGUUUGGAUCCAGAAACUUUGGAAUCAUUAGGGCUCAUCAAACAGUCACAGCAGUUCAAUCAAAAGUCAGUUAAAAUCAAGACAAAACUCUUUUAUAAGCAGCAAAAAUUCAAUUUAUUAAGAGAAGAGAAUGAAGGUUAUGCCAAACUGAUUGCUGAAUUGGGGCAAGAUUUAUCUGGAAAUAUUACUAGUGAUUUAAUUUUAGAAAAUAUCAAAUCUUUAAUAGGAUGCUUUAAUCUGGAUCCCAAUAGAGUUUUGGAUGUAAUUUUAGAAGUAUUUGAAUGCAGGCCAGAGCACGAUGACUUCUUUAUAUCUUUAUUAGAAUCUUACAUGAGCAUGUGUGAACCGCAAACACUGUGUCAUAUUCUUGGGUUCAAAUUCAAGUUUUACCAGGAACCAAGUGGUGAGACACCGUCAUCUUUGUACAGAGUUGCAGCAGUGCUUCUGCAAUUUAAUCUCAUUGAUUUAGAUGAUCUUUAUGUACACCUCCUUCCAGCUGAUAAUUGCAUUAUGGAUGAAUACAAACGAGAAAUUGUGGAAGCUAAACAAAUUGUAAGAAAACUCACAAUGGUUGUAUUGUCUACUGAGAAACUUGAUGAACGAGACAAAGAAAAGGACAAGGAUGAUGAGAAAGUAGAAAAGCCACCUGACAACCAGAAGCUUGGUUUGUUGGAAGCCUUGUUAAAGAUCGGGGAUUGGCAGCAUGCACAGAACAUCAUGGAUCAGAUGCCUCCAUACUAUGCAGCUUCACAUAAACUAAUAGCUCUAACUAUUUGCAAGCUUAUUCACAUAACUGUUGAGCCUCUAUACCGAAGAGUUGGUGUUCCUAAAGGUGCUAAAGGCUCACCUGUUAGUGCUUUGCAAAACAAGUUAGCACCAAAACAAGUGGAGAGCUUUGACGAUUUGAGGAGGGAUGUAUUCAACAUGUUCUGUUACCUUGGUCCUCACCUAUCUCACGAUCCCAUUUUAUUUGCAAAAGUCGUGCGCAUAGGCAAGUCAUUUAUGAAAGAGUUUCAGUCAGAUGGAAGCAAACAAGAAGAUAAAGAAAAAACGGAAGUUAUCCUUAGCUGUUUGCUUAGCAUUACUGACCAGGUAUUACUUCCAUCUCUUUCUUUGAUGGACUGCAACGCUUGCAUGUCUGAGGAACUAUGGGGGAUGUUUAAAACAUUUCCCUAUCAGCAUAGAUACCGUCUAUAUGGCCAGUGGAAGAAUGAAACUUAUAAUGGUCACCCACUUUUAGUAAAAGUUAAAGCUCAAACAAUAGACAGAGCCAAGUAUAUCAUGAAGCGUCUAACCAAGGAAAAUGUGAAGCCUUCAGGAAGACAAAUUGGCAAGUUGAGCCACAGCAAUCCAACCAUUUUGUUUGAUUAUAUCUUGUCACAAAUACAGAAAUAUGAUAACUUGAUAACACCUGUAGUAGAUUCAUUGAAAUACCUCACUUCAUUGAAUUAUGAUGUUUUGGCCUAUUGUAUUAUUGAAGCUUUAGCUAAUCCAGAAAAGGAGAAGAUGAAGCAUGAUGACACAACCAUCUCAAACUGGCUUCAGAGUCUGGCUAGUUUCUGUGGUGCGGUGUUCCGUAAAUACCCCAUUGAUCUUGCUGGUCUUCUUCAGUAUGUAGCCAAUCAAUUAAAGGCAGGCAAAAGUUUUGACCUACUAAUAUUGAAAGAAGUGGUACAAAAAAUGGCAGGAAUCGAAAUUACAGAAGAAAUGACAACAGAGCAAUUAGAGGCCAUGACUGGUGGGGAGCAACUAAAGGCUGAGGGUGGUUAUUUUGGCCAGAUCAGAAACACUAAAAAAUCUUCUCAGAGAUUAAAGGAUGCACUAUUGGACCAUGAUCUUGCUCUUCCACUCUGUUUACUUAUGGCUCAGCAGAGGAAUGGAGUAAUUUUUCAGGAGGGUGGAGAGAAACACUUGAAACUUGUUGGAAAACUGUAUGACCAGUGUCAUGAUACUCUAGUACAGUUUGGUGGGUUUUUAGCGUCUAAUCUGAGUACAGAAGAUUACAUAAAGCGAGUGCCUUCAAUUGACGUGCUCUGUAAUGAGUUUCAUACACCUCAUGAUGCAGCGUUUUUUCUGUCUAGGCCCAUGUAUGCACACCAUAUUUCAUCAAAAUAUGAUGAACUUAAAAAAUCAGAAAAGGGAAGUAAACAGCAACAUAAAGUUCAUAAAUACAUUACAUCAUGUGAGAUGGUGAUGGCUCCUGUCCAUGAAGCAGUGGUAUCCUUACACGUUUCCAAAGUCUGGGAUGAUAUCAGCCCUCAGUUCUAUGCUACAUUUUGGUCAUUGACAAUGUAUGACCUUGCAGUUCCACAUACCAGCUAUGAAAGAGAAGUCAAUAAACUUAAAGUCCAGAUGAAAGCGAUUGAUGACAAUCAGGAAAUGCCUCCAAAUAAAAAGAAAAAAGAGAAGGAGCGUUGCACGGCCCUUCAGGACAAACUUCUUGAAGAAGAAAAGAAGCAGAUGGAACAUGUUCAGAGAGUUCUUGAGAGAUUGAAAUUGGAAAAAGACAACUGGCUUUUAGCAAAGUCAACCAAAAAUGAGACCAUCACAAAAUUUCUACAGCUGUGUAUAUUUCCUCGAUGCAUUUUUUCAGCAAUAGAUGCUGUUUACUGUGCUCGUUUUGUUGAAUUGGUACAUCAACAGAAAACUCCAAAUUUUUCAACACUUCUUUGCUAUGACCGAGUUUUUUCUGACAUAAUUUACACAGUUGCAAGCUGUACUGAAAAUGAAGCUAGUCGGUAUGGGAGAUUUCUCUGCUGCAUGUUAGAGACAGUGACCAGGUGGCAUAGUGAUAGAGCCACAUAUGAAAAGGAAUGUGGAAAUUAUCCAGGAUUUCUUACUAUAUUACGGGCAACUGGAUUUGAUGGUGGAAAUAAAGCUGAUCAAUUAGAUUAUGAAAAUUUUCGACAUGUUGUACAUAAGUGGCAUUACAAAUUAACCAAGGCAUCGGUGCAUUGCCUUGAGACAGGCGAAUAUACUCACAUCAGGAAUAUACUGAUUGUGCUAACAAAAAUACUUCCUUGGUACCCAAAAGUUCUAAAUCUGGGUCAGGCUUUGGAAAGAAGAGUGAACAAAAUAUGCCAAGAAGAAAAAGAGAAGAGGCCAGAUCUAUAUGCAUUGGCUAUGGGCUACUGGGGGCUGUUGAAAUGUAGAAAGUCUCACAUGAUACCUGAAAAUGAAUUUCAUCACAAAGAUCCUCCUCCAAGGAAUGCUGUUGCGAGUGUACAAAAUGGGCCUGGUGGUGGGACUUCAUCAUCAUCCCUAGGAAGUGCGUCUAAAUCGGAUGAAAGUGGUACUGAGGAGACUGAUAAACCAAGGGAGAGAUCUCAAUGUGGUACAAAAGCUGUUAAUAAGGCUUCUGGUACCACACCAAAAGGGAAUUCAAGCAAUGGAAAUAGUGGCUCUAACAGCAACAAAGCUGUUAAGGAAAAUGACAAAGAAAAAGUAAAAGAGAAAGAAAAAGAGAAAAAAGAAAAGACUCCAGCUACAACUCCAGAGGCCAGGGUACUUGGUAAAGAUAGUAAAGAAAAACCAAAGGAAGAGCGGCCAAAUAAAGAUGAAAAAGCAAGAGAGACAAAGGAAAGAACACCUAAGUAUGACAAAGAGAAAGAAAAAUUCAAGAAGGAAGAAAAAGCAAAAGAUGAGAAAUUCAAGACCACCAUUCCCAGCAUAGAAUCAAAAUCUACUCAAGAAAGAGAAAGAGAAAAGGAGCCAUCCAGAGAAAGAGAUGUAUCAAAGGAAAUGAAGUCAAAGGAAAAUGUUAAAGGAGGAGAAAAAACACCAGUUUCAGGGUCCUUGAAGUCACCUGUUCCCAGAUCAGAUCUCUCAGAGCCUGAAAGGGAACAAAAACGCCGCAAAAUUGAUACCCAUCCUUCUCCAUCACAUUCCUCCACAGUAAAGGUUAGUAUAGCCUGAGGAAGGCAGCAUCCGUAUUAGGCUCACCUGUUUGGAAUACCAAUGUGUUCUGACUUCGUUCAAGUCUUGUGCCAAGU